AGCUCAUCCUAUGCCGUUCCCCCCCAACGGUUCGGAUCCCUUGAGAUAUUCAAGUAUAUCAGCUUUCCCCGAGCCACCCAUUGCCAUUUUCCUUUCUCUCCUCUCUUCUCCUACUCUUAAUAUAUCUACUCUGUCUCUGAAAAUACGUUACUCUAACCUCGACACUUUAUCACACCUCAUUCUACUCCUUAUCUCAUCCUGAUCGCUUAGCAUAAACUCAUUCAGCCCUAUCUUCAUAGUCCAUUCCAGAGCUCAACAAAUAUCCAUCGAGCAACUUUACUGACUCGUUUACACUAAUACAUCUUUAAAGCGACAUUUUACCUUCAAACUCUCGAAUUCAUAACUCUUUCAUUGAUCAUGGCUGCUCCCCGUUCAACUUCAUUACGCGCUCUCCGCGUGCUUUCCCAGCAACAUACCACUACACCUUGCGUUCGCCGUAGCUUGCAUAUCACUGGCGCAAACUCCGCUCAACCGGUUAAUGUGACCGACAAGGCUUCGUUUUAUGCCACUCGUACUUUGGCUGAUCUCAAGCUCGAAUGCAAAAAGAGAUCGAUAGCAAGCAAUGGUACUCAGGCCGAGCUUGUGGAACGGCUUUCCAACCAUGAUUUCCUACAGUCCCGUGCUUUUAGCAUUGCCAUGAAAAGAAUCAAUGGCAACGCAUCUACAGAGUAUGCUCGCCCGCACUUAGUUUACUCACCGAAACACUCAGCACUGACAUCAUUUGUUACCAUAUCCAGUCCCUCCGUUCGUCAUUUCAACACUUCUCGUGCCGCAAAGGCCGUCGGAGAUUCAUCCACCGUCGAUUUUGCAUACUUCCCUUCUAUGGAGGAGAUUGAUGCUCCCGCCUCCCGUCCGGACCCACGCUUUCCGAUCCUCUCCGAUAUCUACAAGUACUAUGAUCCCUCAAAGCAGUCGAUCGCGUCCGACCCGCCCAUGAAGCCGCAGGUCUAUACUGUAUCCGGAGAAGAUGUGGCUGCGAGCCCCAUGAGUGAGGUUGUUGACAAUCACUCAAUGGACAUUGAUCCCUUCUCCCUGACGGAGACCGUUGGCAGAUCCCGUUUCGGGGAGGAGCUGCAAAGACAGCAGAACGGUUCACAAGCCAAGGAGCCCGGUAUUGUCAGGGAGCUUUGGUCCGGAUUUCUGGAAGACCUCUUAGGUCCUAAACAGCAGACCCAGAGAAAGUGACUUUGACGUAUGAUUUUGUUGUAUGGAAUAUUAGCGCCGUGAUUUAAUGACGAAGCGCUCCGUUCUAAAUUUCUUCUAUCUUCUGUCAUUUCCGGUCUGGUGAAAUAAUUUUUUGAUCUCCUGCUUCUCAGGUACACGUUUCAACCCAUGCCAGUCCUCUAGGAAUCCAUGGCUGAGGAAAUAAUUCUACCACUACCGUUGCAACUGCUAUCGGACCUAAUAAGUGGACAUGACGUACAAUUUCCAUUAUUAUUUACCUAGGCUAAACUAUGAUGUCCAAGGGAUCAGUCACCAAGAAAAUGCUAGGGUAUUGUCACAGGAU
Aspergillus novofumigatus IBT 16806 is the source of this 1507-nucleotide messenger RNA. RefSeq lists its product as uncharacterized. The transcript has 3 exons. The coding region runs from base 358 to 1185 and encodes 275 amino acids. The record is from RefSeq and is a predicted model, not a curated record. Lineage: Eukaryota; Fungi; Ascomycota; Eurotiomycetes; Eurotiales; Aspergillaceae.